AUGAAGAAGGUUCUUAGUCCAUCAUCUCUUCAACUCAAUUUGAAAAUUGCUUCGGGAGCUAUUGCUUCAUCAUCAAAACAUGCAACACAAAUUGUAAAAUAUCUUGCUCAACAACAGCUGGCAUCUGUUAAUUCUUCCUAUCAUCAAUCUAGUCGAGUUUCAACAAGCAAAAAAAAGGAUAACGAUGAUGAUGAAUUUAAAAAGAACAUGAACAACAUAUUUGGAGCAUUGGGAGGCUCGGAACAAGUGAAAGGACAUUUGAAUGAUAUAUUCAAUGCUUUUUUAAAACCUGGAGCAAAUAUUCAUACUUCAGGUGCUUCGAAUUCUUCAUCUUCAUCAUCUAAAAAGAGUGAACAACAAACAACGGAAAAUGAUGAAGCAAACAAGCCAAAGAAUACCUUCAUUCAAGAUGAAGAACGAUUAAACGAGAAUUUCCACAAGAUUGUCUUUGAAGCCUAUCACAUGCAACGUAAACAAUUUGAAAACAAAUUGACACCACAAGAAAUUGUGAAUUGUCUUGAUAAACAUAUUGUUGGACAAAAGGAUGCAAAGAAGGCUGUCAGUGUAGCCCUUCGUAAUAGAUAUAGAAGAAAGAUUUUGAUUGAUUGGGCAAAGAGUGAAAAAACUUUACUUGAUCCUUCUGAGAUAAUUCCAAAGAAUAUUUUAAUGAUUGGAUCAACAGGUUGUGGUAAAACUGAAAUUGCAAGAAGAUUGGCAAAAUUAGUUUCUGCUCCAUUCUUGAAGGUGGAAGCAACUAAAUAUACAGAACUUGGAUAUCAUGGAAGAGAUGUGGAUACUAUUGCUAGAGACUUGGUGGAUGUUUCUAUCAAUGUUUUGAGAAAUAAUAUUACUGAUCUUUUCAAACAAUUUUUAAAUAGACCACCAUCAUCAACACCAUCCGAACAAGAAGAAGGAACUUUGGAAGAACCAGACUUGUUUGGAUCCUAUCUUCAACAAUUAAUAGAGUAUAGAAUCAUUCACUUGAUGAUUGGAACAAAAAAUAUAGCAAAUUUGAGAAAUGGUACCAUUAAGGAUUAUUUGAACAUGUUAAGAAAUGGAGAAUUGGACGAUAGAAAAAUUGAAGUGAGCAUGCCUGAAAAGAAAUCAUCAUUAGGAUUAUCUCAAUUCAGUGACGUGUUUGAUGCUGUCAAGGGUUCAUUUGGAUCAUCUCUUGAUAAUUCCAAAUUUUCAAUGCCAGAUGUUGCCAACUUGUCAGAUCAUCAAACACCACUUGACUCAAUGUUAGGUCAAUUAAAUCCACAAAAAUAUAAAAAGGUUGAAAUGACAAUUAAGGAAGCCAAAGUGAGAUUAGUAGAGUUGGAAAUGGAUAAAUUUUUGAAUAGCCCAUUAUUCAUUGAAGAGGCAAGAAAGAUUGCUGAAAGUGAUGGAAUUGUCUUUAUUGAUGAAAUUGACAAGAUUUGUGGAAGUCCUGAAAAGAAGGCCGUUCAAGGAGAUGCCUCAGGAGAGGGAGUGCAAAGGGAUUUAUUACCACUGUUAGAGGGUUGCACAAUUAAUACUAAAUAUGGUCCAGUCAAGACGGAUCAUGUUUUGUUUAUUGCUAGUGGUGCUUUCCAUCAACAAAAGCCAUCUGAUUUAAUGUCUGAAUUCCAAGGUAGAUUGCCAGUAAGAAUCAUGUUAACUGCACUUAAUACGCCUGAAGAGCUCUAUCAAGUAUUAACAAUGCCAGAAUUCAACCUUGUGAGACAAAAUAUUUCCCUUAUGAAUAGUGAGGGUAUUUCUUUGGUCUUUAGUGACGCAGCUAAUAGAGAAAUUGCCAAUUUCAGUGCCUUGUGUAAUGCAGGAAAUGAUAAUCUUGGUGCAAGAAGAUUAAUUGGAAUUAUUGAAAAGGUAAUUGAUGAAAUCCGAAGAUGUGCAAAAGAAACUGGAAAAGAGCUCACAAUUUAA
Molecule: messenger RNA, 1905 nt
Organism: Naegleria gruberi
Lineage: Eukaryota; Heterolobosea; Eutetramitea; Acrasida; Naegleriidae
Exons: 3
Coding region: 1-1905 (634 amino acids)
Molecular function (GO): ATP hydrolysis activity; ATP binding
Source: RefSeq, a predicted model, not a curated record